AUCUCCUUUUCGAGCCACCCUUUGUCCAUGGCCAGCUCCAAGCUUUUGACUGCUUCCUUGCUCAUCGUCGCCUCCCUCCUCCUCCUCCAAGUGGCCCCAGCUGAUUUACAGGACUCGGGAACAGGAGAUGUAGCAGAGAAAACGCUUCUCAAAAGGAUGGAUUGCGGCGGAGCCUGCUCUGCAAGGUGCGAACUAUCGUCGAGGCCGAGGCUGUGUCAGAGGGCGUGCGGCACGUGCUGCGUGCGGUGCAACUGCAUCCCGCCGGGCAUCUCGGGCAACCUUGACACGUGCCCUUGCUACGCCAGCCUCACGACCCGCGACAACAAGCGCAAGUGUCGUUAGAAGCUGCAAGUCACGUCGUUUUGGUCCGAGGGUGGC
Messenger RNA from Rhodamnia argentea, 378 nucleotides. RefSeq names its product snakin-2-like. The record is from RefSeq and is a predicted model, not a curated record. The transcript has 3 exons. Bases 28 to 342 code for a protein of 104 amino acids. NCBI's taxonomy places the organism in Eukaryota, Viridiplantae, Streptophyta, Magnoliopsida, Myrtales, Myrtaceae.